AUGUCCGGUAAUCGAGUUCUGAGUGUUUUGGAAAAGGCGAAGAUGGUCUGCUGGUUCGAAGAGACCAACAGUUUGGCUAUGGUAGCUCGAAGGUGAGGAAAGGAUACUGUAUUUACUAGCAUUAGAUAGAAAGAAAAGUAAUGAUUAAAGGAUCAAUUAAUAAUCACUAUAGGCUUCCUCUUUUGUUUAUUAUCCUCCGAACCAAAAUCUAAAACAAUUUGAUUCCAGAUACCGUUCUGAAUUCGGAGUAGAACCCCCAACCCUUGGCCAGAUCAAAAGAAUUCAUCGGCAAUUCCUGGAGACUGGCUCUGUCGUAUCUCAACCCAUUACCUCGGCCUCCUCAGCCAUCACGAGUAACCUCCUUAACAAUCAGACCCUCAAUUCGGCCGAAGCCAUCAAAAUGAGUCAGCAGGCUAUGAAUCUGCCGAGUCGGGAGUCCUUCGUCUGA
Molecule: messenger RNA, 448 nt
Organism: Bursaphelenchus xylophilus (pine wood nematode)
Lineage: Eukaryota; Metazoa; Nematoda; Chromadorea; Rhabditida; Aphelenchoididae
Source: the annotation of a GenBank genome assembly